AUGUCACUGCGAUCUUCUGCGUGUGCCUGUGACGGGCUGCAUCAUGAUCAUCCGCGGCGGCGUGGGCGGUCAUUUCGCUGUUCAAGACGCGCUGGAGACCCCUCAAUCCAACCGCCUCCUCAUACUCCUCCAUCAGCUCUUCCACGAUCCCUCCUUGUAAAUCUGCCUGCCCCUACCUUGCAUCUUCAUGUUUUUUGUUGUUGUCCAGCAUGUGUUCCGUGGUUGUGUUUCGCUGUUGUGCCUGCAAGCAAGCGUCUCGUUUUGUGCAGUGCAGUGCUAUUCGUUCUUAGGCGCCAGUGUAUUGUGGCUGUAAUUGCUGGUCGUUGUUGUCGCCCUUUGUUGUUGUGUGUUUCAAGUGCGUCAGACUGGCUGGCUGCCGUUUUGCUUUUGUCUUCUUCUCCCCCCCCCCCUCUGCUCGCGUGCCCUUGA
Molecule: messenger RNA, 429 nt
Organism: Salpingoeca rosetta
Lineage: Eukaryota; Choanoflagellata; Craspedida; Salpingoecidae
Exons: 1
Coding region: 1-429 (142 amino acids)
Source: RefSeq, a predicted model, not a curated record